Blumeria graminis f. sp. triticale is the source of this 3753-nucleotide messenger RNA. Lineage: Eukaryota; Fungi; Ascomycota; Leotiomycetes; Helotiales; Erysiphaceae. The record is from the annotation of a GenBank genome assembly.
AUGCAUCCCAAGAUUGGAACCAAGAGAGGGUGUUUUCCUGCUGAUCCGGAUGAUAGUGAACAUCAAAGCGACGAAAGCACUGUCAGCAACUUUACUUCGGCAAAACAGUAUCAAAUACUCGCCUCUCACGUCCGUCUUCAAAAUUUCAGGACGAAACUUACAUGCUCAGAAUCCUGGGCUCAACUGCCAGAGAUACCAACGAGUGAAGAAAUCCUAUGCUCGGACGUCAAUCCUGAAGAUUGGGAUGAUUACCAGCAUGAUAUUCCAUAUGAUAUCAAUCUUCCGUAUAAUGUUGUUGAAGGCCCUUGGUCUUCAAAGUUAGAAUACGUAUCAGCGCAUUAUAAGAUAUUGCGAGAAAACGCUAUCGGGCCUCUACGUCAUGCAGUUCAAAUUUUCAGACGAGACCCAGGUAUGAUGGAAGAUGAAAUCAUGUACAUAUAUUCUGAGGUUACUAUUAUCGGAUGGAAACUUUGUAACCCUGGUCCAGCAUGUAGAGUCCAGUUUUCCAAUUAUCGGUCUGGAAAACAAAUAAGGUGGCAGCAAUCAAAAAGAUUGCUACAAGGCUCUUUGGUUGCUUUGAGCUCUUCAAAGGACUUAUUUCAGAAGAAAUGCAAGCUUGCUGUGGUCGUAGGACGCAGUAAUUCAGGUGGACUCGAUCAGAAUCCGCCUAGCAUUGAGCUUUUUUUUGGAGAUCAUGAUGAUGUUGAGCUUGAUCCACACGAGGGAUAUGUGAUGAUUGAAGCUUGCACUGGGUAUUUUGAGGCAUCUCGUUAUUUACUAGUUGCCCUGCAAGAUUUGAUGAGUGAAAAGUCUCCGCUUGAUCAGUACUUGACCGUGUUUGAUAAGUCAGUUAAGGCUCCAGAAUAUCUGGAUAAUCAUCCAGUAAUGAAUUUCUCAUGCCUUCUUGACUCUGAUGGGGAUUUAUCCCAAAAAAAAGACGACCAAACACUUACAAGUAAAAGCCUGGAUUUUGAUGUUAUCAGAAAAUUUCCUUGGAAUUUUGAUUUCGGGCUAGACCAUUCUCAAAUGAAAGCCAUGCACACCAUCAUCACCAAGUGUCUUGCCGUAGUUCAAGGUCCUCCAGGAACAGGUAAAACUCAUGUCUCAGUCUCAUCACUAAAGCUGCUUUCCGGUAAUCUAGGGCCCAGAGAUCCACCGAUCAUUGUAGCUGCUCAAACAAAUCAUGCGCUUGAUCAGCUUCUAAAUCAUAUAUUAAAAUUUGAAGAUAAUAUCCUAAGGCUGGGCGGAAGAUCAGCCCGUGUGAAUACUAAAAUCCGGACACGUACGCUUUUUGAAUUACGGAACUCGAUCAGUGGCGAAGGGAAAAAGCAUGGGAUUAAUCAUAUGAGAGAAAUGAAGGCUUUACAAAAUAAGCUUAUUAACAUCCUAGAGCCACUAUUGACAGAUAAGCUUUUGACAUCUGAACAACUCUUGAAGCAAAAUAUUAUCACGGAAAAGCAAGCUAGUUCCCUUUCAACACUUGAUUGGGCUGAAAAUGAGACAAUAGAUGGAGUUGCCACGUGGCUUGGAGAUGAUCAAAUAAUUCCUAUAAGAAAAACUCCUCUAAUAAACGAAGAUCUUCCAUUGGAAGAUGACCUUAACGAUAAUAUUUUUAAAGACGCGAAUAUCGAUAAAGUCCUAAAUUUCGAUGAACCCAUUGAGAUCGAAGACAAUGAACUUUUCGGGAGAUUUUUACAGUAUCGAAGGAAAUACACUGGCAACCAUUCGGGCCCGAUAGAUUCAAAAAAAUGGAGGAAGCGUAUGAACAAAAUUAAGGAUCUCUAUGAAAUUCAUAAGAGUGAACGUGGUAUGGCUUAUCGUUAUUUUGAACUUGAGCUCGAUGCCAAAAUGCGUAAAAUGGCUCGAUCUACAUUAGCAGAAUACAAAGAGCUCACAAAAAAAAUAAAAAUUUCUAAGUCUCUAGAGAGUUUGAAACUUAUUAAGAAACUCGGGAUAAAGAUUAUAGGUUGUACUACGACUGGACUUUCUAAAUAUCGAGCUCUUCUGUCAGCUCUACAACCACGUAUAUUAUUAAUUGAAGAAGCAGCUGAAACAUUAGAGGGAAAGGUGCUAGCAGGAAUUCCUGAAGGUAUUGAGCAACUUAUUUUGGUCGGGGAUCACCAACAACUACAAGCUUCCUGCACCGUCCGUCAACUGCAAGAGGCACCUUUUUACAUGAAAAUUUCCAUGUUUGAGCGUCUAAUAACAAAUAAUUUUCCCUACACAAUGCUUAAUAGGCAACGGAGAAUGAUAUACGAUGUCCGGAAAUUGCUUUGUAUUGAGCCAACACCAUUUUAUAGUAAUCUUGAAGAUGAUAAAAUUGUCUUAGAUCGAGUUGAAGCACGACCACCAGUACCUGGUAUGGGAGGCAAUGAUACCUAUUUCUUUCACCAUACUUGGCCAGAGGCUCAGAACUCAGACAAAAGCUGCUAUAACAACGAAGAAGCAGAAAUAGUUGUUGGCUUUUUUCAGUAUUUAUUUCUCAACGGCCUUGAUGUAUCAAACAUAACUAUACUUACUUACUACAAUGGGCAGAGAAAGCUCAUUCUAAACCUUUUAAGGCGAAUUCCAAGCUUGCUUGACAUCGAACACUUUAAUGUUUUCACCGUGGAUAGUUAUCAAGGCGAAGAGAAUGAUGUAAUCAUACUCUCUCUGGUUCGGAGUAAUGUUAAACAUAGCAUAGGGUUCCUUAGUGAAAAAAACAGGAUGGUCGUUGCGUUAUCUAGGGCUAAACGUGGUCUUUAUAUUUUUGGUAAUGCUAUCACACUCACUACCAACGAGUGGGACGAUAUAGAUAUUUGCCGAAAACCGUUAUGGCUCCCAGUCAUCAAAUAUUUAGGAUCCCAAAAUCGGUUUGAUAUGGAUAAAGGACUUCCAGUCAUCUGUGACCGACACAAAGUGAUCACGAUGAUAGGAAAAGCUUCAGACUUCAGCGAAUUGGCCGGGGGAUGUUCUAUGAAAUGUGAUAGGGGACCUCUUCCAUGCCACCACUCUUGUCCGUUAACUUGUCACCCUUUCGAACACGGUGCAUUUUUAAAAUGUCAAGAACCCUGCUCUACAAUUUUGGGUUGCGGACAUAAAUGUUCCGGCGUAUGCAGUAAUGUCUGCUUUUGUGAUGAAUGUAAUCCGAAAGAUGAUGGACUACAAAUAAUUGGUAAUACCGAUCCACUAGAGAACAAUGCAGGUGACUCGGUCAAUAAAAUAACUGAUGUAAGAAGAGAAACUAUUCUCAACAUGAGCGAAAAUCUUGUUGGAUUACAAGGCUCCGAUAGGGCUUGCUUUGACAUUACAAAAUCUGGCGACUCUGACUUACCAGGCAAAAAUAUAAACAAGUCUUCGAAGGAUGCUCAUGAUGCAUGGACAAAUUGGCGUCCAAAAAACGAUAAAAGUAGGCCUCAAAGUAAAGGUCCUCAGGGUCAAGUGCCUAAAUUUAAUGGCACAUCCACCCUAAUUGAAGAUAUACAUAAACCUAUCAGUGUCCAAGACGGCGUACGAAAGGUAAAAUCAACAUCGAGAAGAGUUAUCGAGAUCCCCAAUGCAAAUGAUCUAUCGUUACCGAGGGGAUUACUUUCAACUCAAAACAUUGAUACCGAGAGUCAGGGUUGUCAAAGUAUUGAAGAUUCCAAUGACAUUUUCGACAACCUUCUGACUAAUUUCGAUUACCAUGAGAAUAUUUAUGACGAUACUCUAACAACUUCGAAUAAUGCUCUGGAUGUGCUAGAGUCUGGAUUUUCAAUCCUCGAUCUAGAGUGA